Molecule: messenger RNA, 3163 nt
Organism: Ceutorhynchus assimilis (cabbage seed weevil)
Lineage: Eukaryota; Metazoa; Arthropoda; Insecta; Coleoptera; Curculionidae
Source: the annotation of a GenBank genome assembly
CGCGAGUCAAAUCUAAUCCUGCCGAUCAGUUUUUUCCGUCGUGAAGCGAUUAUAAAACAAAUUCCUUCUUAAAAAUCAAAUGUUAAACCAUGCAUUCGACAUUAAACUUUGUCAGUAAAAAUUAUAAACAAGCGGUUUGUAAAAAACGGUUCAAGAUUUAAAAUUUUAUUGGAAUUUCUGCUUUUAUAUUUGGGACCAAUUAUUAUUUUAGAUAUUUUAAAAACGUAACGAAAAACGAUGGGUUUUUUGCAUAAAAAGUCUAACUAUUAUUUUCCCCAUGCUGUUUUCGAAAGGGAAGUUGUGAAUUCGGAAAAACCAAAAAUGGCAACCGUAUGGUUUGGAACGAGACAUUUCGUAACUUUUAUGCUGUUCCUUGGCAUGGCCAACGCCUACAUCAUGAGAACAAACAUGUCAGUGGCCAUUGUCGCUAUGGUCAAUCACACAGCUAUUGGAACCGACAAUCAUUCAGCAUCUGAAGGGGUUGAUAUGGAAUGUGGCGUUGAAUAUUCAAAUAGCACUUCCAGUUCUCAAGAAACAGACGGCGACUUUGCCUGGCAAACGGACGUCCAAGGAUACGUUCUUUCGUCAUUUUUCUACGGCUACGUCUUAACCCAAAUACCUUUUGGAAUUAUGGCGAAAAAGUACGGCAACAUUUAUUUUUUGGGAAUCGGCAUGCUUGUCAACUCUUUAUUCGGACUUUUGGUACCCAUUGCGGCGUACCACGGUAUCUGGUGGCUGGUGGCUGUUAGAUUUAUUCAGGGAUUAGGAGAGGGUCCAAUAGUUCCAUGUACGCAUGCUCUUUUGGCAAAAUGGAUACCACCAAAUGAAAGAAGUCGUAUGGGGGCAUUUGUUUAUGCAGGUGCACAAUUUGGUACAGUCAUCUCUAUGCCUCUGAGCGGUCUCCUAUCAGUAUCCAACGCAGGAUGGCCUUCAAUAUUUUACGUUUUUGGCGCUGUGGGUACCGUUUGGUGUGUAGCAUUCUUGAUUUGGGUUUACGAAGAUCCAGAAGCCAAUCCCAAAAUUAAUCCAGAAGAGCGCAUGUAUAUUCAAAAGACCUUAGGGAGAGUUGUUGGUCAAUCGACCCCCAAAAUUCCAUGGUUGUCCAUCCUGAAAUCUUUACCGUUCUGGGCUAUUUUGCUUGCACAUAUGGGCCACAACUAUGGCUACGAAACGCUGAUGACCGAACUCCCAACUUACAUGAAACAAGUCUUACAUUUCAGUAUUAAAGAUAAUGGAUUUUUAUCUGCCCUUCCCUACUUAGCCAUGUGGAUUUUCUCAAUUUUCAUCAGUCACGUGGCCGAUUUCUUGCUAACUAAACCAUGCUUCACCAUCACCAUCGUAAGAAAAAUCAUAAACAGCAUUGGACAGUAUGGACCAGGUAUCGCCCUUUUCAUAGCAGCUUUCACUGGUUGCGACAGAUGGUUAACUGUAGCUAUACUUACCAUCGGAGUGGGUCUUAACGGUGGCAUAUACUCAGGAUUCAAAGUCAACCAUUUGGAUAUUAGCCCACAAUUUGCAGGAAUUUUGAUGUCUUUCACCAAUUGUUUGGCUAACCUUGCUGGUUUACUGGCUCCUAUUUAUGCUGGAUACAUGGUUAAAGGAACACCCAGUAUUAACAAAUGGAGGAAAGUCUUCAUUACAGCAGCUGCAGUUUAUGCUGCAUGUUGUACGUUUUACGUUCUGUUCAGUUCUGGGCAAAGACAGCCUUGGGAUCAACCGGAAUCACUAAAUAAAUCUGAAGAUCCAGAAAAAAACGAGAACGAAAAAGAGAAACCCACUACUGUGAUGACUACACAAACAUAAAUUUCAACUUUUUUUUUUUGAUUUCUAUUAGUUGUUUGAACUGUAGAUAAUUAUUGUAAAUAAAUAAAAUAAGCACAUUGCUGUUUUAGUAACUAGUUAACUUUGUAGAAAUAAGUAUAUUUUUUAUCAACAAAAACACGCAGAUGUAGUAGUUUUAAAUUGUGAUGUAGUUAAGUACCCUAAAAUGUAGCAUUAUUGUUAAGAAUAACUAUGGAAAAAUGAUUCCUUCUCUGAAUUUUGAAUUAAAACAUUACAAAUCUACAAAGUAUUUCUGAAGGGGGUCAUAAUAUGUUCCUAGAUUACAGUGUACAAAAUGUUUUUUAAUUUAUUUUUUUUAUACAUUUAAAUUGAGUUAACAUAUUAUUGAAUUAUUUCAACAAAUUUUCACUCGAGUACAUCAAGUAUUAUAUAUUUUUAAUUGUCAACUUUUAAGUAAUUUCAAAGUUUAACUCUGAUCUCAAGUGAUAUAAUAGUCUUGUCAACCUUGUUGUUAGAAUUAUUCAGUGCUACAAUUUUGUUUAUUGAAAUUUAUUAUUUAAUUGUGAUUGAAAAAGAAAUUUAAUGUUGAAUAAACAGUUAUUAUAAUGUUUCAAUUUUAAACUGAUCUUCCAAAUAAUAAAAUAAAAUGAAUCCAAUUGAAAAGCUGUUUUUGUUUUAAUAAAUUUAUUGAGUAAAGUCUAAAUCCUAAUAAGGUUUAAAUCUCCUACUGCUCUUCAUUAAAGUGACCUUCUUCUUAGCUUCUUCAUAAUUUUUCCUUAACAUAGUCAAAUUUUUCUGUUUGCUCUGCUUAAUUUGAAAUGUAUAAAAGUUCUGCAGCUCCUUUUUCUUACUAGCUUGCGAAAUUUUUUCAUUUAUUUUAAUUUUUACACUUUCCUUAUUUGCAAUGCCAGGAUUACGACUUUUCUUAGUAACCACUGUCCAACCUUCAUCAUCAAUUUCUUCAACUUUUUUUUUACCUGCCUCUUCAUUUUUGUCAAAUCUCAACAUGAAAUUGUUGAUCUCGUUCGAGAGUUUUGUAGGGUCUUCUAUUGAAUUAUUAUAUUCGUCAAUCCAUUUUUCUAAGCCAGAUUUCAAAUCAUUUAAACAUAAAUUUGUUACUUUAACAGCUUUCAAAAGAUGUUCACGCUGGGAAAAUAUCACGUAGGCAUUGUUAAACUGAUUUUUGUUUUGUAGAAUCACGUUUAGAACUUUUCCACACGGUGAGAACAGAUUUUUCAAAUUUUCUUCAGUAACAUAAGGAGGGAUAUUGAGGACAAAUAAUGUCCUGCCAGGGGGUUUGUUGUCUUCUUGGUGCCUUAAUGAAUGUUCUUUAAUGAAUAGUUCAUGGAAAGUGGUGCUUUUACUUGAAAAAACCACUGAA